UGCUGCUGCCGUCGCCUGCUGCUGAAGCUGUUGAAAUUCGAGCGCAAAUCGGCAAACGAACUCAGAACGUUGCGGCUGCGCAAACGCAAAGCACGCGCCAACACUUCCAAUUCCAAGCCCAAUUCCAAGCCCAAUUCCAAUUCCAAUUCCAACUCCAAUUUCCAAAAACCGAAACCAGAGCCAAAACGUAUUCCAAUUGCAGCGCGUCAUCUUCCAAGUGCAGUGCGUGUUUUAUUUUUUUCAAGUGUCGCUCGAAAAAUAUUUAAAAUACUAAUUAUUUUACCAUUUUUUUUUACAUUAAUAUUUAAAUAAAAAAAAAACAGUGUGAAAAAUUUCAAAACAGUUUAAAAACUUUGCUGCUUUUCAAGAUGCGCCGACAUUUGUCCGGAGGUCCCACCGUCAAACUGUGGACAAUGCUGAUCGGAUUGACAACAAUAUUGUUGCUCCCCCUGAGCGUCCUGGGUCAUGGACGUCUGAUGGAUCCGCCGGCGAGGAAUGCAAUGUGGCGCUUCGGUUACCCGAAUCCCGUCAACUACAAUGACAACGAGCUCUUCUGCGGCGGCUAUGCGGUCCAAUGGGAGCAAAACAGCGGCCGAUGCGGUGUCUGCGGUGAUGCCUAUCACGUGAAGUCGCCACGACCCCAUGAAGCCGGUGGCGAGUAUGCCAAGGGAAUUAUCUCGCGAUACUAUACGGCCGGACAGGAGAUCGAUGUCGAGGUCGAGCUGACGGCCAAUCAUUAUGGUCGCUUCGAGAUGUAUUUGUGUCCGAACAAUAAUCCGCGACAGGAGGCCACUCAGGAGUGCUUCGAUCGCUAUCCGCUCUUCAUUUCGGGCAGUCGCGAACAUCGUUUCCUCAUCCCGCGGGACACCAAGAAGAAGGACAUUUUCCGCUAUCGUGUGCGUUUGCCUGCCUAUGUGACCUGCACUCAGUGUGUGCUCCAGUGGACUUACUACACGGCCAACAUGUGGGGCACUUGCUCCAAUGGCACCGAGGCUGUUGGUUGUGGCAAGGCGGAGACAUUCCGUAAUUGUGCGGACAUUGCGAUCAUUUCGAAUACGGGAGGCGGGGUGCCGCCCAUUUUCAUCAACAACAAAUCACCAUAUCUGCUUUAUUAUCGCGACUAUCGGGCGCCAGAGGACAACAAUGUGUUCCCACUGAUUGUGCGCAAUGCCACGCGGCAUGCGCGCAAACGCAAACGUCCAACCGCUUAACCGCUUAGCCGCUUACCCGCUAAACAAAGCAAUUUGUGUACCCGCUUACCCGCUACACACGAAACGGGUAAAAGGUCAACAGCAAGCUAUAGAUGUAAAAGAGUAUCGAAAAAGAAAACGCUUAUCGCAACAACAGAAGCAAACGGUUAUGGCUACACACACACAUACACACAUGCAUAUAUAUAUAUAAUACACACACAUGCACAGCUUUGCUUAUACACACACACACACAAAUUGGCACACACACUUUAGCUGUAAAUAAAAAC
Molecule: messenger RNA, 1477 nt
Organism: Drosophila sulfurigaster albostrigata
Lineage: Eukaryota; Metazoa; Arthropoda; Insecta; Diptera; Drosophilidae
Exons: 5
Coding region: 369-1211 (280 amino acids)
Source: RefSeq, a predicted model, not a curated record